Molecule: messenger RNA, 693 nt
Organism: Ostertagia ostertagi
Lineage: Eukaryota; Metazoa; Nematoda; Chromadorea; Rhabditida; Trichostrongylidae
Source: the annotation of a GenBank genome assembly
AUGUCCGAGUACCUCGGAUGGAGGGAUCGCGUACCGCUAACCAGAUCGCAGUCAGCAUCACUCAAAGAACCAACCGUUUACGGUGGACCGGUGACUCACAGCUAUGAGAACUAUGUGAAAAACAUAUUUCAUCCAAUGAAUCGACUAAAAAAGGACAGUUCGCAACUCGCUGCUGAUCACGGUGUGUCUGCCACUAAUAUGCUGAAUAUGGAGCGGUCGUUGGGUCGUUACGCCCUUGACGAUUCCAUGGAUGCUUUCGAUGACAGCAACUCAUUCCUGAAAACCCCUCUGGAGGCACUAUACUCAGAGCUUGGCCUUAAAUCAUCAGAACAUGCACUUUAUCGCCAGUUUCCUGUCUACAUUCCGAAACAAUCGAGUGAAUAUUUCGCCAUAUCCCAUGGAGCCGAACGACGACCCGAUCGAUACUCGAGUGCUGGCUGCUACUCAUCUUAUCGCGAGAAAGAUGAUGAUGAAUACGCCAAAAACAACCACAAAACCCUCAUCGAUUACAAGAACUUUGACAGCUCUCCCCUUUCUCCGUAUCUCUACAGAGAUCAUCCGUAUGUCAGGUCGCAAGACUCUCGAAUCAUCGGAUCAAAUUUCGUGCAGGUGACAUCUCGUCCGAAAGACCGUUUUCUCGAGAAGGUUGAACAAACGUUGGCUGAGGUGCGAGCGAUGCCAAGAUACACUUAG